Messenger RNA from Papaver somniferum (opium poppy), 691 nucleotides. RefSeq names its product barwin-like. NCBI's taxonomy places the organism in Eukaryota, Viridiplantae, Streptophyta, Magnoliopsida, Ranunculales, Papaveraceae. The transcript has 4 exons. The coding region runs from base 1 to 501 and encodes 166 amino acids. The record is from RefSeq and is a predicted model, not a curated record. Gene Ontology annotation, molecular function: RNA nuclease activity. Gene Ontology annotation, biological process: defense response to bacterium; defense response to fungus.
AUGGGGCCGCUUCCUGUACACUCAGAUGAUGAAGCAAAGGAGAAGCAGUUGAGCAUCUAUUUAUACAUUGCAGGUAUUCUAGGGAGGUAUGGGACUACUUUUCAAGCUGUUGUUGGCAUUGCGAACGGCCAGUUUGCUCCUAAUGUGCGCUCAACAUACCAUUUCUACAAUCCAGCCCAAAACGGGUGGGACUUGAACCGAGUUAGUGCUUACUGCUCCACUUGGGGCGCCAAUAAGCCUCUCGCAUGGCGUCAAAAGUAUCCUUGGACUGCCUUUUGUGGUCCAGUUGGACCUCGUGGUCAACAAUCAUGUGGCAAGUGCUUGAGGGUAACAAAUAGGGCUACAGGUGCUGCAAUAACUGUGAGGAUUGUUGACCAAUGCAGCAACGGAGGAUUAGAUUUGGACUUUGACGGCGCUUUCAAGCCGAUUGACACCAACGGACAAGGCUACAACGCUGGCCACAUGUUCGUAGACUACCAAUUUGUCAAUUGUGGCGACUGAUUUUAUGACCCAACGAUGGACUAAUGCAUGCUGCCCAAAACGGAUAUUUACCUGUACUUCCAAAAUAUUUCUGUUAUGAAGCUCAAUAAGUAAGCAAUACUAUUACAGAUACGAAGUUGUAAAGGAUAAAUAACGGAACAGAGAUAUGAUGAAUAAAUUGAAGUACUUUAUUAAAUUGUGUACUAGAAAA